AUGGUGAAAAGUGAAGAGUUUAGAACAUGCCAAGAUGAAGAAGAGAAAAAAGAGAAAAAUAAAAAGAUCAGGAAAAGGACCAAGGCUUUGUUAAAGAAUGUCAAAGAUCAGAUGGAGUUCUAUUUCAGUGAUUCAAAUUUACAGAAAGACAGAUUUAUUAAACAUGAGAUGGAUAAGAAUACUGAUACAUAUGUACCUAUUGAUAUGUUUUUAAAGUUCAAUAAAAUGAAAACAAUGACUGAAGACCUAUCAAUUAUUAUUAAAGCUGUAGAUAAAUCCAAGAAGUUAGAGCUAAAUGAAGAUAAGACACAAGUUAAAAGGAUUCACCCAUUUAUCCAAAGAGAUGUACAUGAAAUAGACUCUAGAACAGUUUAUGUAGAAUGUUUACCUAGAAAUGUCAACCAUGACUGGAUGAAGACUGUAUUUUCUGAAUGUGGAAAGAUAAAUUAUGUUAGUUUACCUAUUUAUAAGUCAACAGGAGAUCCUAAGGGCUUUGGUUUUGUUGAGUUUGAUUCUGUACAUUCUGCUUCUAAAGCAUGUGAGUUAUUAAAUAAUCCACCAAUGGAGUUAGGAACAAGAGCUGGUAAAUUUCCUAAAUCUAAUAAACAACUUGAACAAUUAAAGAAACAUGGUGUUGAUGAACAAGAAGGUUGGUGUAAAUUCUAA
Molecule: messenger RNA, 666 nt
Organism: Lottia gigantea (owl limpet)
Lineage: Eukaryota; Metazoa; Mollusca; Gastropoda; Lottiidae
Exons: 6
Coding region: 1-666 (221 amino acids)
Biological process (GO): RNA processing
Cellular component (GO): nucleus
Molecular function (GO): mRNA binding
Source: RefSeq, a predicted model, not a curated record